Molecule: messenger RNA, 3776 nt
Organism: Stegastes partitus (bicolor damselfish)
Lineage: Eukaryota; Metazoa; Chordata; Actinopteri; Pomacentridae
Gene: adcyap1b
Product: adenylate cyclase activating polypeptide 1b
Exons: 5
Coding region: 283-810 (175 amino acids)
Biological process (GO): neuropeptide signaling pathway; adenylate cyclase-activating G protein-coupled receptor signaling pathway; regulation of protein localization
Cellular component (GO): extracellular region; perikaryon; neuron projection
Molecular function (GO): peptide hormone receptor binding; neuropeptide hormone activity; pituitary adenylate cyclase activating polypeptide activity
Source: RefSeq, a predicted model, not a curated record
CACAGCACAGGACAAAAGUUUAGAGCAACGAUAUGUAGACGAACAUACAGCGCACUUUCCCACCGAGUUUUUGUUUGCCUCUGCGACUGACCGAGUCCCGUGAAUUGUGUCUAAAAGUGUGGUAGGCUGCACUGAGGGGCACAUAAGGAGACGACGGAGGCGCUUCAGCCAGGAAAGAAGUGCCGUGAAAAAGAAACCGUCUCUCUCUCUCUCCACCACCACAGCAGCCGCGCCCGGAUCACAUCCUCCAGCUCCGCGCUCUCCCUGCUCCCCUGCUAUAGCAUGGCCAGUUCGAGUAAAGCGACUUUAAUCUUGCUCAUCUACGGAAUCUUAAUGCACUACAGCGUCUUCUGCACACCUAUCGGACUAAGUUACCCUAAGAUUAGACUUGAAAACGACGCCUUCGAUGAGGAUGGGAAUUCAUUAUCCGACAUGGGUUUUGAUAGCGAUCAGAUUGCUAUACGAAGCGCACCAUCCCUAAACGACGACGCGUACACUCUCUACUACCCACCAGAGAAGAGACCAGAAAGGCAUGCUGAGGAAGAAUUAGAUAGAGCCUUGAGGGAGAUCCUGGGUCAGUUAACAGCGAGACAUUAUCUGCAUUCUCUGAUGACAAUUCGUGCAGGUGAAGACAACAGCAUGGAGGACGGGUCAGAGCCUUUAUCCAAAAGACAUUCAGAUGGGAUCUUCACUGACAGCUACAGUCGCUAUAGAAAGCAGAUGGCCGUGCAGAAAUACCUGGCAGCGGUUCUGGGUAGAAGGUACAGACAGAGAGUUAGGAACAAAGGACGCCGGCUUGCCUAUUUGUAGCGUUGUUAAAGCGCCCAAACUGCCCUCCUGUGUAUAUACAUCCAGUCGUUAAAUCAAAGUCAUUCAGAUAUAUCUGACCAACCAGUGGAUUGCGCCUGUGUUCUUUCAACAUGUAUUUAUGUAUGAAGUAAAGCCAUUAAAAUGAAUAUUUUAAUAAUAAUAUCGUUUUUUUUUUCUUUUUGUACAAAAGCACUUGAUACCGCACAGUUAUACUUUGUGGACCAAUAUUUUAUUUUCAUGUUAAGAUGUUGAAAACAAAACAAAAUGGAGAAAAAAGAAAAAAAAAGAAAAAAGAAAAAAAAAAUACAAGAAGAUGAAAUCAGAAAAAAAAAAAGAUAAUUGUGCACCUUCAACGUUAUGCGCUUGAAAUCUUUAAAAGUCAUCUACAUAUGCAGAAAAUAAAUAGAUUUUAAAAAGACAAUCAAAGUAUUGAAUGUUAUACUUAUUUUUGUAAUCAACGUUCUAUUUUUUUAGUGUUGUUUGUUUUCCAAACAGGCCCAAAGAAGCAGUGAGCAUGCUAUGUGAGGCAUAUCCGACUUAUCCUAAAUGAUAGAUGUUGCCCUUGUCCACCCUUCUCCACGCUCCCUUAAUGGGAGCUCUGUGGGUUUGUAUGGCUUGCUGCCCCUCCAGGGGGAUUUCAGAUGGCUUUUGUUGUACAGCCUCUCAUUUGAUGGAUAACCGAUUGACUUACACAGCAAUUCAUGUAACUGGUGGUAAAAAUCCAACCUCCUUUUCAACAGAAAUUUCAUUGCAGGCUUUUGCAAGGGCACCAUUGCCUUGACUAAAGAUAAAAGAAGCAGUCAAGUUGCUGAUGCAGAGAACACUGCUUGCUCACUUGCCUCAGAGUCAUUUACAGUAGGAGGUAAAUCAUGCUCAAUAGGACUGUGUAAAGAAUGUUCCACAUGUGUGUAUUAUGUACAGUGCAGGAGUUACACAGUGCACAUAUUCAUCUCAUCGUUGUCUGUGUUCAGUCAACAGAAUUAUUUGGAAGAAUGUGCUUCAGCUGUUGAUUGUAUUUGGGCAGCAAAUAUUCAGAAACGAAGCAGAACAUGAGCUGGAGGUGGUGAGGAGAGGUAGCAUCUGAGUUACAGUUAGGAAUAUUUAACUAUUGUUUCGAAUUUAUUGGUGCAUGUAGAAACUGACACCUUGCUAAUUUUCACUUACAAACUGCAUGUCAUUGUGCUUUUGUUGCUAUUUGGGAGGUGGACUGUGCUAAGCCUAUUUCAGCAUCACUCCCCCUCAGCCGUUUAGUGAUGGAAAUGUGAACAAGGAGGGCUAGAGGUGGCAGAAACUGGUACUGCACUGACUUGUUGAAUUUUUUACCUCCCCUGCUGCUGUCAUUGUGGAUAUCAUAGGACAAGACACUGGACCCCCCCGUUUUGCUGUUUGCUUUCGUCCUGGUUGCAGUUUUUUAGGAUUCUUUUGCUUCUAGAUGCUAAAUUGUUGAUGGUGCGGUAGUUGUGGUACAACUGUUGAGACAAAGCUGAUCUGUGUUAUAGACGUCUGCUGGGUUAUGUGCAGUGAGGAUGUGAGAAACAAGAAUGAGGGAGUGUCAGUUGAAAACCAGAGGUAUGCAUGGAGAGGCACAGAGAGCCAGAGAAAAAGGGAUGCGGUAUGUGUGUGUGUGUGUGUGAGAGAGAAAAGGGAAGUAAAGUAGGCAGUUACAUAAGAGACAGGUUACAGCGCCCACGAGCCAGAGAUGGGUUGUCGCACGUCCACAUAGAAACAAAAAGAAAAAAGAGGUGAUAGCGUGGCCGCCUCGCCUCACCUGCCACAGUGAGAUCAGGGUCAGUGAGUCUGAUGAGGAAAAUAUCAGAUGUUGAAUUCCCCUCACACAGCAGAAGGAUUUACCUGGUAUGUGAGUGAAGCCGGACGAGGCCACUCUUGAGUUUAAAAAAAGAGGUGAAUGAAAUUCAGCCCUCAAGCAGAGGGAUAUUCCCUCUAACUUUUAUUGGAGACAUAUUUCAUGUAUUUAUUCAAUAUUAUGCAAAUGCAGCUUCAUGCGCCCCUGCGAUCUAAUCAGUGGCCUGUGUUCCCCCCCCAUAGAAACUAUCAACACACUCUUUCUUCAAUUAGGCUUUAUCCUACAGGCUUUGUGUGGAUGUGGACGUUUGCAUAUCAUUGUGUUUACGUGUGAGCGCGCGUGCAUUCAACGUUUGUGUGAGCGAAUGAGUGACUGAAUGGGCACGUGGAGGUGGAAACAGCUUUUGGCUUUGGUGCCUUGCUUCGACGUGAGAAAAAAAAAAAAAGAAGAAAAAUAACAAAAAAAAAAAAAAGAAAAAAUUCGCCACAAGUGACAGAUGGCAAUUUUAGUGGCCCUACAAUGCUGCAGUCCAUUAGCUUACAUUGAAACUUCCUUUUACUCUGUUUAAUCGCUCGGCUUAGUCUGCCCCAGGAGUAGUAGAAUUAGGCUUUCUUUUAAAGCAUGGCCAAUGAUUUCUUGAGUAAAAAAAAAAAAAAAGAAAAAGAAAAAAGAAUAGGCUGUAUAUGUUGGUGGAGCAGGCAGUGUGUGUGUGUGUGUGCGUGUCUGUUUGUGUGUGUGUGCGCAUGAGUUUGGGGUGUUCAGUGUCUGUGGGAGUUGUGAACAAUGACCAGUGUUUGUUAUUGUUGAUUAUGAGGUGUUGUUGAUUAUUUUGAUAUUGGUCAGUAAUUUAUUAAUCAGAAAAUAGCCCCUAUAUAUUAUUUCCAACUAUGUGCAUCACUAUCUAGAAUAAAAGGGUUUCAGAACAUAACAGAGAUGUUGUUCAGAUCAUAGAAAAUGCCUGUUGUUGAUAUUUCUGAAAGCGCCAAACGCCUUACUUCAAUGUUUAAUCUCUUAUCUAUCUGAAAACAAUGUGUUUUAAAAGUGAACCUUAGUACAAGUGACAUCGUUAUACACACAGGAGUCCUUAUAUGGGGUUUUACGUUUCUCAAUGUUAUGAAAGUGUUGUAAGAUUUGUAUGAAUAAAUUUUUGUAAACAACAAAA